UCGAUAUUUAAGAGGCGUCUGUCUUACGGUUUGUCAUCCCGUGAGUUCUACGUCAACACCUGCUACCGACAUCCGUAUUUACUGAAACAUGGCGGCACAAACAAACCGCGGUGUCCCGCUCAGUACGAUUAGUCCCAGGUUUCUUCAUUCAAAUUCCACCAGCCACACCUGGCCCUUCAGCGCCAUAGCUGAGCUCAUAGACAAUGCCUAUGAUCCAGAUGUCAGCGCCAAACAGUUCUGGAUUGAUAAGAUUUUGUUCCAAGGACAAGAAUGCCUCACCUUUGUGGAUAAUGGAAAUGGACUGGACUAUGAAACAAUGCACAAGAUGCUCAGCUUUGGGUACAGUGACAAGACUGCUAUAAAGGGUAUUAAGCCAAUCGGUAUGUAUGGCAACGGUUUCAAGUCUGGAUCCAUGCGUCUUGGCAAGGACGCCAUCGUGUUUUCGAAGUCGGAGAGGGCUUCAUGCGUUGGGAUGCUCUCUCAAACCUACCUGGAAGAGAUUGAAGCUGACCAAAUAAGUGUACCUAUUGUCUGCUUUGAACAGAGAGAGACAGACAAGUUCAGUGUAAGACAGGAGCACAAAGCCAGUCUGCAGGACAUCCUGCGCUAUUCCCCUUUCAAGACGGAGGAAGAAUUGCUUGUUGAGGUCAAAGCCAUCAGUUCCAACUGGUCCACACAGAAAACUGGCACACGGAUCAUCAUCUGGAAUCUCCGCAGGACAUCUUCUGGAACAACUGAGUUUGAUUUAAAGAAGGAUCGUUACGAUAUCCGAAUUCCAUCUGACGUCUACGAGGAAAUGAAUGACACUCAACAUCCAGACAAGGUCACUUCAAACAUCCCUGAGAGUUUGUACUCACUGCGGGCCUAUUGCAGUAUUCUCUACCUGAAGCCCAGGAUGCAGAUCAUUAUUCGUGGUCAAAAGGUGAAAUCUCAGCUCGUUGCUAAGAGUCUUGCCCUCGUCAGGAAGGACCACUACAAGCCCACUUUCCUGAACAAACGUAUUCCUAUGACUUUUGGCUAUAACACCAAAAGUAAAGACCAGUAUGGCAUUAUGAUGUAUCACAAGAACCGGCUGAUCAAAGCCUACGAACGUGUCGGAUGCCAGCUCAAGGCCAACAACAAAGGUGUGCAGGUCAUUGGGGUCAUAGAGUGUGACUUUCUGGAACCUACCCACAACAAACAGAGCUUUAAUGAAACAGAUAAGUACAGGAAAACUAUGAACAAUUUGAGCACCAAACUGGAGGAGUACUGGAAUGAAAUGUGCUACAGGAGAAGAAGAGAGGAUCCAAACGCCACCACACCAGUGGAAGAUACCAUAAAGAGCCCAGAUCAAAACUGGGUGCAGUGUGAUGACUGUUUGCGCUGGCGCAAACUUCCGGAUGGGAUCAACUGCAGCAAGCUGCCAGAUGAAUGGUUCUGCCGCAUGAACCCGGAUCCUCAGUUCAGGAGCUGCCAGACUGAGCAGGAGCCUGUGGACUCUGAUGAUGAGCAACCUUCAUACCGCAAGACCUAUAAACAACAAGGGAAGGAAGACAGAAAGAUUCAAGAGAAGAAAAGACAAAAGGCUAGAAAGCGCAAUGAGGAACGUCUGGCUGCUCUCGACAGGCUAAAACAGGCCAAUAGACAUCUGCAGACUGCCCAUUCUCCCUCAACCCCCACAACCCGAAAGACAAGGUUUAACACUGUAUCACCACAAGGGGCUGCUGCAAGGGCUGAAUCCUCUCCAUUUAGGUCCUCUCGACUGUCACAAGCUGGCCUCAGUGUCACUGAGGUACAGGACCAGCAGGACCAGCUCAAACUGAUGCAGGCUACAGCUGUGGAGAGAGACUUCUUUAAGGAGCAGGUCCAUAAACUUACCUGCCAACUGCAAGACAGCAGACUGGAGGAGCUGUCUCGGAUCAAUGUAAAGGAGUGUUCUCACCAGGCCAUUCAGACGGAGGAAACUGAGGGUGGACAUCGGUGUCUCUGUUUGAGGGCCAAACAGAGAUCAAUGAAGCUGUUAAUGACAGCUUCUGAGACCAAGACCAGUGCCGCCCAAUGUGAAGAAAAGGACAUUGAUGAUAUUUUACAACAAGUUGACUGUCUAAAGCGAGAACUGAUUUAUGAACUGCACACAAAGUUGGACAGUAUGGAGGUGGAAAGGGCAAACCUGGCAUCCGAGUGCCAAGAGCUCAGGUUGGGCCUGCAGCAGGAGAGGGAAAAUGCCAAAGGGGGAAGCACAACUCCACACAGAACCACUGAUUAGAUUAGAAGGUUAGAUGGAAAUCAGCAACCCAGAAGAACAAUGCUGUAAAUCAGAUUUUCUCUAUUCUCUCCUCCCUUCAGUGUGAUUGAGCUGAGGCACAACAUCGGGCGCCUUCUCGUCUCCUUCGUGCCGGCUCUGGACCUGGACCUGGUCAAUUAUGAGUGCAAUGUAAUCGAUGAGAUCCUUGAACAGGUGCUUUCAAAUGUGGAUUCCGUUGAAUGGGUGGGGCAGAGGUACAGCGCAAUAAAUGAAUAAACAAUUGAAAUUAUCCUGGAAUGAGGAACAGUACUCCACCUAUAAAUAAUGAGAAGGGAAUUUUAUGAUUGUGGGAGAUGAAGUUGUAUUUAUUUGAAGGUGUUUUCUUAUUGAUGAACAGUAAAUUCAAAACUAUGAGCAGCUUUGCACUUUCUUUAUCUCAACAGAUGAAAACUGCUAUAAAAGCAGUUUAAACAAUACAACCACAGUGUACAUAAAUAAAUGUUAUAGGCUAUUCGCUUUGCUGGGUAGAUUUUGGGUAGAAUCAUAGAAGUCAAAUGCUAUGUUGAGGUUUUCAUGAAAGAUAGGCUCUGUAUCUGAUUUUGUUUGUUUCACAAUGAAAGCUAUCUGUUUUCUCUUUGAUUUGAAUUGAUGCACAUUUUAUAUGUUUUCUAUGAUAUAUAUUUAUAUAUUUUCUGUCUUUGCUUUGUGAUGAAAUGCUCUAUGGCAUGUUAUCAUAAGUAUCCUGGUGAACCCUUCUGGUGAACAUUUUUCUAAAGGUCACCAUGAUGAUAGGUGAAACAAGACUCAGGUAUUUUACUUCAGAAAACAUAUUAAUACCACAGUGUAUAAAUACUCUCUCAUAAGUAAAAGACCUACAUCCAAAAUAUGACUUAGGUAAAACUACAAAAGUAUAAGCAUGAAAAUAAACUUUAAUCCCAAAUUGGAAAAUGUUCUGUUGAUGUAUUUUUGUGUAAGCAUCACUAAUGCUGCAGCUGGUAAAGGUAGAGCUCAUAUACUGCUUAAUAUACUUCUGGGUGUCUUAAUUUAUAGUAAUAGAUCAUAAUGCAUAAGUUGAUUUAUAAUUUAUAUAAAUGAUGACUGGAAAGUAAAUAGCAACAAAUGUGAAAUAAAAGCAGUGGAGUAAAAAUAACAAUAUUAUUUUCCAAGAUGUAGUCAAGUGGAGUAGAAGUAUAAAGUAGCAUAAAAUGGAAACACUCAACUAAAGUACACGCACCUCAAAGUUUCAAGUACAGUACUUGAGUAGAUGUACUUAGUUUCAUUACACAACUGACUGUGAUAGAGGUCUCAAUCAGCAUUUUGUAACCAACCAUCAGACACACUUUACAGUUUAUGCUCCCGGAGAAGAUCAGGGCCUUAGACUCCCUCACCGCUUUUAAAUCAAAUCUUAAAACUCAACUGUUCCUCUCCGCCUUCCCCUAAGGUCUUGGCUUUGUGUAGUUUGGAUUGCGUUUAUUGGGUAGUUGUUCAGUUUUAAUAUAUAUUCUUAGAUUUUAUUUUUAUUUGUUUUUAGCGUUUUAUUAUUAUAUUUGAUUAUUGUGAUUGUUUUACCCUGUACAGCACCUUGAGAUUUCAUUGUAUUUUAAAGUGUGCUAUAUAAAUAAAAUCCAUUAUUAUGCAGAUUUUAAAAGUCAUUAAGGAUUAUUGUACGUUUUCAUGUAACACACUGGUGAGUGUGUCAUUUGUCUUGGGUAAUAAAGUUUCAAUGGU
Anoplopoma fimbria (sablefish) is the source of this 3952-nucleotide messenger RNA. Its product is annotated as MORC family CW-type zinc finger protein 3-like. Gene Ontology annotation, cellular component: nucleus; PML body. Gene Ontology annotation, molecular function: ATP hydrolysis activity; zinc ion binding. NCBI's taxonomy places the organism in Eukaryota, Metazoa, Chordata, Actinopteri, Perciformes, Anoplopomatidae. The record is from RefSeq and is a predicted model, not a curated record.